Suricata suricatta (meerkat) is the source of this 2083-nucleotide messenger RNA. Its product is annotated as tumor necrosis factor receptor superfamily member 1A-like. The transcript has 11 exons. Gene Ontology annotation, cellular component: cell surface; plasma membrane. Gene Ontology annotation, molecular function: protein binding. The record is from RefSeq and is a predicted model, not a curated record. Bases 50 to 1501 code for a protein of 483 amino acids. Gene Ontology annotation, biological process: TRAIL-activated apoptotic signaling pathway; positive regulation of apoptotic process. NCBI's taxonomy places the organism in Eukaryota, Metazoa, Chordata, Mammalia, Carnivora, Herpestidae.
GGUGACGGACCAUGGCCCCACCUCGGGGCGUGCUUAGCUGUGGCGGAGCAUGCGCCCUGGGCCGUGGUGCUGCAUCCCGGUGGCUACCAAGGCGUCCGAGGUGGUCCCGGCACUCAGCGAGGCGCUGUGUGAGCAGACCGAGUAUCAGCCGGAUGGCAGCAGCCUCUGCUGCUGGAUGUGCCCUGCAGGACACUACGUCUUCACUCACUGCACUGUGAACCAUACGUACCCCGUGUGCCACGUCUGCCCACCCGGCUCCUUCCUCUCCUACUCCAGCGGGGAGACUGCUUGUCAGCGCUGCAUCCAGUGCCGGCCGGGCGAUCAAGAGGUUGUCUCGAAGUGCGUCCCCACCAGUGAUACACGGUGCCGGUGCAGAGAGGGGAGUUUCUACUGCAACUCUGUGGACUGCGUGGAGAACUGCCUCCGGUGUACAAGGUGUCCCGGCGCCGUCCUGUCGCCUUGCACGGCUACCAGCGACACGGUUUGUGCUGGAGACGCUGACCCGGUGCGUCCAGAAAACAAAAGUGGGUCUGGGUUCCCCUGGCUGAAUGUGGUCGGUAUUGUCCUCGGCGUCCUCCUCCUCAGUGUCCUUGGCAUUGGCAUUGGCAUUGGCAUCUGCUGCUGCUAUAAAAAGAAAGACAAGUUAGCCUCAGGUGUGCGGGUUCCUUACCAGCCGCUCGUCAGAUUUUUGAAGGAGUCCCACAAGAUGGCCCGGUCGCCGAGAAGCAAUCCACAGCCUGAGACGGUGCGCCCUGAGGUGCCUGAGCGGGCCAGGCCGGCGGCGGCCCCGGAAGCCCAGCCUGCGGAGGAGGAGAGCCUCGCCUUGAUGCCCGAGUCCGGGCCCCAGCUGGGCCCCUCCGAGGAGCCCGAGGAAGGCGCCGAGCUGCAGGCGGUGGUGGUCGGCGGAAGCCCGGCGGCCCCAGAGCAGACGUUAGAGAGCGCACCUCCUGUCCCUUCCGAUGCCCUUGGUGCUCCCGCUGCUGGCGGUGCUCCCGCUGCUGGCGGUGCUCCUGGUGCUCUCGCUGCUGGUGGUGCUCCCGCCGCUCCUGUCGCUCCCGCUGCUCGGGGUGCUCCCACCGUUCCCGCUGCUCCGGGGCCCCAGGACGGGAUGCAGGCACCCCCCUCGCUCAGGAGUCUAGAGGAGCACUACAGGAAAGAAUAUCUCCUCAUCGACCAAUCUAACGAGGCCACCAUGAGGAUCAACUGUGAAUUUGUCAAAGCAAACUUGGGAAAUAACUUUAAGAUGUUUGUCAGGCUAAUUGGCCUGGACGAGGCGGACAUUGACUCUUGCGAAUGUGAAAACCCAGGCAAUUUGAAUGAGCAGCAUCAUAAGAUGCUCUCUAGGUGGAGAGGGAGGAAGGGAAAGGAUGCUUCUGUGUUUAGACUCCUGGCUGCCCUCCACAAACUGGAGCUACACAUGCACCUGGAGAACAUUAUAAACAAUCUAGUAGCAGAAGCUCUUUUAGGAAAACGUGUAGAAAACUCCGAGACCUCUGAUUAGAGUGAAGUUUUGGCACUGGAUUAUGCCCGAGGCAAGGCUCCACGUGGACUGGAUCUGAUUCUGGCCCAGUUUCUACCCUAUUAGGAACUUCUUGAAUCCCAGAUGGAGUUCUCUGAAUAGAUUUCUACGGAACGUUUCCAUUGGGGCGGUCAGUUCUACACGCUGAGAAGAAGUGCGUUCCUGCCCGUGAAGGGGUGUCCUGGGGACUGCCUGCGGGCCCCAAGGACGUGAUUUGCCGGAGGGAGGAGCUCUGUACACUUCCUGUACGGGGGUGAUUCACAAUCCUUGGUCCUCUUCCUGGGUGCUGAGGCCCGGAGGGUUUGACAGUUUUUCUGUCAUGGCCUGCUUCUCCACAUCCAAGUCUCUGUGAUGUCCCCAUGGCCUAGAAUGGGGUGACUGAGUGCUCCAUAAAUAAGUAUGAGCAACCCAGUGACCACUAACCUGUACCUGGCAGCUGAUGGGACCGUCGCUGGGGCCUUGAGCUGGAGGUCUAGACCUUGGCUUGCUUUUUUAGAAAAAAUAUUUUUAGGGGCGCCUGAGUGGCUCAGUGGGUUGAGUGUCUGACUUCGCUCACAUUUAUGC